Messenger RNA from Onychostruthus taczanowskii (white-rumped snowfinch), 2173 nucleotides. RefSeq names its product VRK serine/threonine kinase 2 (gene VRK2). Gene Ontology annotation, cellular component: cytoplasm; nucleus. The coding region runs from base 214 to 1890 and encodes 558 amino acids. Lineage: Eukaryota; Metazoa; Chordata; Aves; Passeriformes; Passeridae. The record is from RefSeq and is a predicted model, not a curated record. Gene Ontology annotation, molecular function: protein serine/threonine kinase activity; ATP binding. The transcript has 14 exons. Gene Ontology annotation, biological process: peptidyl-serine phosphorylation; signal transduction.
CCGUGAGGGGGCGGCUGCGGGAGUCCCCCGUCCCGGCCGGGGCUGCCCCGGCCCUGCCCCGAUCCCCGCCCCGGGUUUCCCCGCCCCGGGUUUCUCGGCGGGAAGACGGCAUCCCGCUACCCGUUCCUCCUCCUGCUGUUGCUGCGGAAGUGCCCGGCUGGGAAGUUUGCGGGCGGCGGCGGGGGGAGGCCGAGGGCGCUCUGUGGAGGUACGAUGCCGCCCAAAGGUCCCGGCAAAGGCAAGCUGCCAGUCCCGCUCCCUAAAGACAUGAUCCUGAAAGACACCGAAGGAAAAACCUGGAGGCUGGGCAGUCAGAUCGGCCAGGGAGGAUUUGGCCUGAUCUAUUUAGCAUCCCCUCAAACUCAGGUUCCUGUAGAAGAUGAUGCAGUGCAUGUCAUUAAAGUGGAAUAUCUUGAAAAUGGCCCCUUGUUUUCUGAGCUGAAGUUUUACCAGAGGGCUGCAAAACAAGAGCAUAUAAGAAAAUGGAUGAAUCUCAAAAAAAUUAGAUGUUUAGGAAUUCCAGUGUUUUGGGGAUCAGGCCUGGCUGAGUACAAUGGAAAAAGCUACAGGUUUAUGGUCAUGGAGAGACUGGGGCAAGACCUUCAAAGAAUCUUUGAAGAUUGUGGAAGCAGGUUUAAGAAGGAGAUUGUUCUGCAGCUUGGGGCACGGAUGUUGGAUACCUUGGAGUACAUACAUGAAAAUGAGUAUGUCCAUGGGGACAUUAAAGCAGCAAAUCUUCUUCUGGGCUACAGCAAUCCACACGAGGUUUAUCUUGCAGAUUAUGGACUUUGCUACAGAUAUUGUCCCAAUGGGAACCACAAACAGUAUCAGGAAAAUCCUAGGAAGGGCCAUAAUGGGACAAUAGAGUUUACCAGCAUAGAUGCCCACAAGGGAGUAGCCCCAUCCAGACGAGGUGACCUUGAAAUCCUUGGCUACUGCAUGCUGCACUGGCUGUGUGGGAAGCUGCCCUGGGAGCAGAACCUCAAGGACCCUGUAGCUGUCCAGAGUGCAAAAACAAAACUUAUGGAUGAGCUCCCAGAUUCAGUGCUGAGGUGGGAUUCUCCUGGAAGCAGCUGCAGUGAAAUAGCCAAGUUUCUGGCCUCUGUUUCUGGCUUAGCUUAUGCUGAGAAGCCCAAGUAUCAAGUGCUGAAGAAAAUCCUGCUGGAUGGCCUGGAGUCGAGCGGGAUGCGCUACGACGGCCCUCUGGAAUUUUCCGCGGCAGCAGCAGCAGCGUGUGCACGGAAUCACCUUGCUGCUAAGGUGUCCAGAGUUCGCCUCCCAAAGCCUCCAUCAAAACCAGCUCAGCAGAAGGGAAAAAAGCCACAAGGUGAAGAACCUGCCUAUCAAAACAAAGUGUGUGAGGGGGUGACAGGCACACAGCUCCUGGAAGAAGGAAAGCCAAGUACACGGAGCCGGAGGCGUCCCCAGGCAGAGCUGCAGCAGCACACAGAGUUACUGUCUGUACCUCAGUGGGCUCCCUUGCCCAGGCCUUCCCUAAAAUCAGUGCAGCAGAAGGAAGACGUGGGGCACGAGGACCACUCCAGCUGCCUGAGCAGGCCCCACACCAGGGGAACACGCCAGCAGUUCCACAUGGAAGAGAAGCCACUUAAAUUGUACACUACCUGUCAGGAGCCUGGGCACCCAAAAAAGGAAGACACUGCAAGAGAGCUGCCACCAUUUGACCCCUACAGAAUACUCUCAGAAUUCCAAAAGAAACACAAUCACCUUGUAACUCCAGCUCCUGCAGCAGCAUCCCAGGCUGGUGCUGACACCACUCGUCCCUCUCUCUCUGCUGUGUUUAGGCUGGCAUUUGCUGAUCAAACCUACCCCUACACUGCAGCUGUUCUGGUGCUUCUGCUGCUCAUUGCCCUGUCCUUGUAUCUGCUUUGAUGUUGUUGUUCCUGUGUCUUCAGUGGGAGUGCAGUGGUGCUCCCACCAUGCAGCUUUUUCCUAGAGUUUCUUCAUUGAAGAUUUCAGUGUCAGCGGCUUGAAAAAGAAGUUUUUAAAUAAUCCUGUCAGUACACGCCUUGUACAGGCAAGUUCUCAUCUGCAUUCAAUAGUUAUGGAUUCUCUGAACUAUUUGUGUUGGCUUCUGUUAUAAAUGUUGGGAUUCUUUUUGUUGCUCGUAACUGAACCUUUUGUUACGGCAUUAAAAAAGUAUCAUUAAAUACAA